Messenger RNA from Trichomonas vaginalis G3, 1521 nucleotides. Its product is annotated as ankyrin repeat domain-containing protein 61 family. The coding region runs from base 1 to 1521 and encodes 506 amino acids. The record is from RefSeq and is a predicted model, not a curated record. Lineage: Eukaryota; Parabasalia; Trichomonadida; Trichomonadidae. The transcript has a single exon.
AUGUCUAGAAUCAAAUGGGAGAAAGCUCUUGGGAAUAUCGCUACUCUUUCCCUAAGUUACAAUUACCCUAUUAAUAUCAUAGUUAACGAGAAAGACUUUAAGUCAAAUUUAAUAUUUCUUUCAUGCAUUAGCAAUAAAGUAAAGAAUAGUUUAUAUUCUGGGAACGCUUCUAAAAUCUAUAAAUUCAAUUGUAGCAUCAAAGAUCAAGGAACUUAUAAAAUUCUUGAAGAUCUUUUUCAAGGUCAAUUGAUAAGCAACGAUUUGCCAGAAAGUAUUAAUACAGACUUGUUUGAAUUUGCAUUGUCUAUUGAAUGUCCAGAUUUAUUAGAAUUUUAUUAUGAAAAGUAUGAACUUUUUAAAUAUUCAUUAGAAAACUUCGACAAGAACGUUACAUAUUGCAAAUACAUUGAUGCAAAAGACGAAUUCAUCAAAUUUGUUUCACAAAACAUAUACAACAUCGGAAUUGACAAGUUAGUCGAAACAUGUAAUUAUUUAGGAUAUGAUUUUUCAGAGAAGAUUAUUCUAUCAUGUCUUGAACAAUCAAUCGAUUUCAAUGAAUUUAUUUCAUGUUUAAUUGAUAGUCAUUCAUUAUUCUUCAACUUGAUUCUUUUAAUUGAUUCAUCUCAAUUAAAAUUCGAAACAAAAAUCAAAAUUCUUCAUUGUUAUUUUAGUUUUAACAACAAAACAGAUCUUACAAACGAAUCUAUUAACCAAUAUAUCCUCAAAUUACUUCCAACAAUUACUAAUGAAUAUCAUAAAACUAAACAAAAGAUAGAUGAAUUGAAAAAUGAAGCUGAAUUCUCUAAACAAGAAAUAGAUAAAUUGAGAAAAGAAAUAGAAAUAUCAAAGCAAGAAAAUGAUGAAUUGAGAAAAGAAGAAGAAAUCUCUAAACAAGAAAUAGAUAAAUUGAGAAAAGAAAUAGAAAUAUCAAAGCAAGAAAAUGAUAAAAUGAAAAAAGAAGCAGAAAUAGCAAAGCAAGAAAUAGAUAAAUUGAGAAAAGAAAUUGGAGAUGGAAAGGUAAUUGUCAGUUAUUCAGGAAAUCAAUAUGAUGGAAUAUUUUCAUAUUUAAGAAAUAUAAAUAAUGGUCAAAAUCCGCUUACUUGUGGUGCAAUAUCUGUUACAACGUCAAAUGGUAGCAGUGGGAAUAGUUCUGAUUUAUUUGAAUAUUCAAAAAAGAAUCAUUGUUGGGGUUUACAAGAAAUAGAAAACAAUUCCGUAAUAUUUGAUUUCAAAGGUAAAAAAGUUUCUCUUUCUGCUUAUACAAUUAAAGCACAUGAUAAUAGUGCCUAUUGGGACAAACCAGUAGAUUUUGCAAUUGAAGGAAGUAAUGAUUUUAAUAAUUGGCAAAUGAUUGAUAAUAAACCAAGUAACACUGAUAUAAACUACAAAAAACCUAUUCAUACAUGGGUCUGUUCUAAAUCACCAUUUUAUCGUUAUAUACGAUUUAGAUUGAAAUCUAUUUAUGACACUGGGCUUCUAUACACAGAUCAUUUUGAAUUUUUUGGUAAAAUUAAAAUCUAA